AUGGGGGACGGACAGCUCGUGGCCGGCGUUUCCCGGACCGCCGUCGGUGCCGAGUGUUCCCUGCCGGCGGCCGCACCGGCCUUCACCCUGCCGCCCAGAAACACCCGGCUCCGCGUGGGCAGCACGGCCAGAAUCGACGGAAAGGUGAAGGGCUUCCCGGAGCCGCGGGUCACAUGGUACAGAAACGGGCAGCCGGUGGUAGAAGGUGCCCGCUGUGCUGUGCAGAGGGGCAGCAGAGGAACUUUCUGCCUCAUCAUCGAAGACGUGACCGAAGAGGACGGCGGGAAAUACACGUGUGAGGCGGUGAAUGAGGAGGGCGUGCGGCAGGUGACCGUGGAGCUUACCGUGGAAGGUUACUCCGUGAGGAAGUACAGUUUGCCGUCCAGCACCAAGACCCCGGGUCUGUCGUCCUCCGUCCCUCCGGUAGAAAGUCGCCCCAGUGUCUGGGGUGGAUGCCCUCCCAAGUUUGUUACCAAGCCGAGUGGGACUGUGACCCCCGAAGGAAACACCGGGAGAUUUUCCUGCAAGAUCACCGGGCGACCCCAGCCAGCGGUCACCUGGCACAAGGGAGACGUGGAGCUGCGUCCCGGGGAUCCUUAUCACAUGUUUGAAAAGUCCGGGGUGCAUUUCCUGGAGAUUCGGGGGGUCCGCAGCGCAGACGCCGGGCUCUACACCUGCUCUGUGAGCAACAAUUUCGGGAGGUCGUCUGCGUCGGCGGAGCUUACGGUUCAAGGUUCUGACGGGGCAGACAGAUCUCCCACUUCGCUCGACGCUUCUGUCUCGCAGACGGCAAAAUCCUCCGAAUCCAGGCAAAUGACCUCAAACGGUGUUCUUAAAACCCAAAGGGUGGUUGGCUCGGACACCAAGCCCCGUUCCUGUGACAACGCGGACAGGUCGAUGGGAUCUUCCUCAGCUUCUUCCAGAUGGACUCUUUCCAGCCCCAGGACGGACCCUUUGCUUUCUGGGGAUUCUGACCCAGAGGGGGCUCGAGGCUCUUGGAAGAGACCCCAACUCGCUGCGUCUCCAGACACGAAGUCCACCAAAGAAUCCACGUCUGUAACGUCUCGCUACACGACCGUCCUGCAGUCACAACAGAGAGCUCCGGAUUCUCAGACGCAGACGUCUCCCGUCACACGUUACGUAUCCAAAUCCCUAACAAAACCGUCAUCUCCAGCCGGACCCCCAAAAGAGACAUCUUCUCGCUGUCCAGAGAACAAAGAUCCGAAAGCAUCUCCUAAAGAGACCGAGACUGUCUCCGCUAAACAGAAAGAGACAUUGGCUUCGCGAUACAAAACGGACAUAGACUCCAAAAUCAGAAAGUUUGAUUCAUCGAAAGAAACACAAUUUGUAUCAAAGAAAGAGCUGAUUCCGGUUUGUCCCUCCGGCCCGAAUAUUCCUGCUAAUGAGCCACGGGCCCAGAAAGAGACCCCCGGCCGCUUGGCUGGGGAGAGUCUAAAGAGCGUCUCCUCAUCUGGUGGGAUUUUAUCGCGUGAUCCUGGGGGCACCUACAGCGUCCCUUCCAGAAAAACGCCCCGCAACCCCACCUCGGCAGGGCCUCUAGUCAGCUCUACCCCUUUAACAAAUACUCUGCCUUUUACCCCCAAAACGGACGUGGCUUCAAAGAGCAGCACCAGCCUUUCUUCUAAAGUGUCUCCGGGCGUCUCUUUUAUAGACAGCUCCCCAUUUAAGUCAAAUAAGACUGCAGAUGCUGCUUUAAAAACCGAAUUGGAUGCGGCUGACUGCGGAGCCGGUUCCGCCGACACAGAAACCAAAUCUCAGCAGAAGACGUCCAGCACGAUCACCCUGAAAGCCGUGAAAAGCCAGCAGGAGCGCCCGGAGUACAGCCGCGGCGUCCGCAGACAGACAGACGGACCGGUGACCGCCGGAUCUCCGCAGACCGGAGCGUCUUCCGCUGACCGGCACAGGACGAGGGAGAAGCCGGGAACCGGCCCCGGGUUGAACUCGGGGCCAUCGAGUCAGGAUGUUUCUGAAGGAUCUGACGUUGUGUUUCCGUGUAAAGCAUCCGCAGAGCCUCUCGCCGAGUGGUUUAAAGACGGCUCGUCGCCGGCGGGGAAGGAGAGCGUCCUGAACACGGAGCGCGGACGGAUCCACUCGCUGCGCCUUCCCACGGUCCGGGCGACAGACAGCGGCACUUACAGCUGCGACGUCUCGAACACCAACGGCCGCAGCGGCACUCUGACCGUGAGAGGGUUACCGACACAAGACGUGGCCCCCCACUUCACUCGGGUUUUGAAGAGCUGCUGUGUGACGGAGGGUCAGGAUUUUGUGCUGGAGUGCGAGGCGCACGGGGACCCCGCUCCCGAAAUCACGUGGCUGCUAAACGAUCAGCCCAUCCAGUACGCCCGCUCCACGUACGAGAGCGGCGCGGCAGCACUGACCGUCCAAGACGCUCUUCCGGAAGACGAGGGGGUCUACGUGUGCCUGGCCCGAAACCGCUGCGGGGAAGCCUCCUGUCGGGCGACGGUUGCUGUAACAGAAAAAAAGUCAGUGAGGAAGGUGGAGGGCGUCCCGGCAGCCGUGGCCAUGGGGACCUUUGCCCCAGCCUUUGUGAAGGGUUUGAGUGAUCUUCAUGUCAUGGAUGGAAGCUCCGUUGUGAUGACGGUGGAGGUGUCAGCUGCUCCUCGUGCCGAGGUGAUUUGGUUCCAUAAUGGGAAAGAAAUCCAGGAGAGCGAAGAUUUCCACUUCGAGCAGACGGGUGACCGGUACAGCCUGUGUAUCCAGGAGGUGUUUCCGGAGGACACCGGUACCUACACGUGUGAAGCGUGGAAUACCCUGGGACAGGCGAGGACAGACGGUGCGCUAACCGUGCAAGAGCCGCAGGAAGGAAUCCAGCCUUGGUUUAUCAGCAAACCUAAAUCCAUGACUUUGACUCCGGGGCAAAACGCCCUCAUUUCCUGCGCCAUCGCCGGUGAUCCGUUACCCGAGGUGACGUGGCUGAAGGACGGGCGUGCGCUGAGCGGGGCCGAGGUCCUGCAGAAUGAGGACGUUUACACGUUAAUCCUGAGAAACGUGGAGGAAAGCGACGUCGGGCGCUACGAGAUCAGACUGAGGAACGCGGUGGGUGGAUGCAGCUGCCAGGUGUCCCUGACGCUGGAGGAGAAGCGGCCGCUCGGAGGGCAGAGAGAGCGCCCGGGCUUGGUGGAAAGGGAUGGAUGGGGACAUGACGAUGCACUGAGGCACCACCAGGUCACCAAGAGGACUGAAGAAGAUCAAGAGAUUGUCCGCGGCGUCCUCAAGAGGAGAGUGUCCGUCAAGGAGCACACGGAAGAAGACCUCCGGCAACAAGAAGCCGAGCAGCUCGAUUUCCGCAAGGUUUUGGGGAAGAAGGUCCCUGCGAAGAGCCUUCCAGACGAGGAUCUUAAGGACGUCCCAGCCGAGCAGAUGGACUUCAGGGCCAAUUUGCAGAGACAGGUCAAGCCCAAGGCCUUGUCUCCAGAGGAGAGGAAAGCUCAGAGCCCCCAGCAGGUGGACUUCCGCUCCGUGCUGGGCAAAAAGUCAGCCGGUCCCAAGACCCCCGUCCCGGAGAAGACGAUAACCAAACCGGCGACUCCCGACUUCAGGUCGGUUUUGGGGGCUAAGAAGAAAGUCCCCACCGAGAAUGGAAACGGCAUAGAGCCCCACGAGAACUCGAAACCGGCAAACAAGGAGGAGAAAGUGGAGGUCAACUGCUGCACCGUGGUGGAUGGAGACGUGGACAACAACAAGGUGCAGAAAACGGGGACGGCGCCGGUCUUUUCAGAGACGUUACAGGACCUGCAUUUGGUGGAUGGAGAAAAGUUGGUGCUCCAGUGCCGGGUGACGGCCGACCCCCCGCCAACCUUCACCUGGACCCUGGAUGGAAAAGUCAUCAAAUCUUCCAAGUUCAUCAUACUCUCCCAAGAAGGACCCCUGUGCUCUCUGAACAUUGAGAAGACUUUCCCCGAGGAUGAAGGCCGUUACCGGUGCGUAGCCGAGAACUCCGCCGGCCGAGCCGAGUGUGCGUGUAACGUGACUGUGGAAGAUACUUCAGGAAAUAAAGGAAUCAAAAAAAGCAAGAAGCCUCGGAGCAGCCUCCCGGCCCCCAUCGCCAACGACACGUCCCCCCCGCAGAUCCUCCAGUUCCCCGACGAUCGGAAGGUGCGAGCCGGGGAGUCCGUGGAGCUGCUCUGCAAGGUGUCCGGCACGCAGCCCGUUAAAUGCAUGUGGAUGAAAUUUAAGAGAGAGAUCAAAGAAAGCGAUUCGAUUAAAGUGGAGAACACGGACGAGACGAGCAAGCUGACCAUCUCGUCGGCCCGCCAGGAGCACUGCGGCUGUUACACUCUAGUGGUCGAGAACAAGCACGGGAGCAAACAAGCGCAGGUCAACCUCACCGUGUUCGAUAAACCGGACCCCCCGGCCGGCCAGCCUUGUGCGUCCGACAUGAAAGGCAACUCCCUCACGCUGUCGUGGUACGGGCCCACGUAUGAUGGCGGCAGCGUGGUGGAGUCCUAUUCGGUGGAGAUCUGGGACUCCGUUGACAAGAUGUGGUCAGACUUGACGUCCUGCAGAAGCACCUCGUAUAACGUGGAGAACCUUCUGCACGACCGAGAGUACAAAUUCCGCGUACGAGCCACGAACGUGUACGGGACCAGCGAGCCGAGCCAAGAGUCGGACCCGGUGACCUACAAAGAGGCCACGGAAGAACCUAAAGAUGAAGUUGAAGUGUCCGAUGAUGAGGAGAAGGAAUCUGUGAAGGAAUAUAAAGACGUCGUCCUCAACACCACCCAGAAGGUGUCCGAAUUUUAUGAUGUGGAGGAACGCCUGGGAACCGGGAAGUUCGGCCAAGUUUUUCGACUCGUUGAUAAGAAAACUAAAAAAGUUUGGGCCGGCAAAUUCUUCAAGGCCUAUUCGGCCAAAGACAAGGAGAGCAUCCGGCAGGAGAUCGGCAUCAUGAACCGCCUGCAUCACCCCAAGCUGGUCCAGUGCGUGGACGCCUUCGAGUCCAAGAGCGACAUGGUCAUGGUGCUGGAACUGGUCUCCGGAGGGGAGCUGUUCGAGCGAAUCAUCGAUGAGGAUUUCGAGCUGACGGAGCGCGAGGUGAUAAAGUACAUGAAGCAGAUCGCCGAAGGAGUGGAGUUCAUCCACAAGCAGGGCAUCGUCCACCUGGACCUGAAGCCGGAGAACAUCAUGUGCGUCAACAAGACCGGCACCAAGAUCAAGCUCAUCGACUUCGGACUGGCGCGGAGAUUAGAGAAUACCCCAAACCUGAAGGUUCUGUUCGGGACCCCGGAGUUUGUGGCCCCUGAAGUUAUUAACUACGAGCCCAUCGGAUACGCUACGGACAUGUGGAGCAUCGGUGUUAUCUGCUACAUCCUGGUCAGCGGUCUUUCUCCUUUCAUGGGGGACAACGACAACGAAACUCUGGCCAACGUGACGUCCGCCACCUGGGACUUCGACGACGAAGCGUUUGAUGAAAUCUCCGAGGAGGCGAAGACUUUUAUCAGCAGCCUGUUAAAGAAAGACAUGAAGGCUCGGUUGAACUGCACUCAGUGCCUCCAGCACCCAUGGCUGCAGCAGGACACGAACACGAUGGAGGCCAAGAAACUGUCCAAGGACCGCAUGAAGAAGUACAUGGCCCGGCGGAAGUGGCAGAAAACGGGCCACGCCGUCCGCGCCAUCGGCCGCCUCUCCUCCAUGGCCAUGAUGUCUGGUUUAAGCGCCAGGAAGUCUUCCGGAAGCUCCCCGACCAGCCCGCUGUCCACCGAGCCCGAAGCCAAUGAGGACGAUAACCAAGCCUUCCUGGAGCCGGUGAACGAAGAGAAGCCGCCGACCAAGCCGAUUUUCACCAAAACCAUCCUGGAUAUCGAGGUGGUGGAAGGCAGCGCCGCCAGAUUCGACUGCAGGAUCGAAGGUCACCCCGAUCCGGAGGUGAUUUGGUACAAAGACGAUCAGCCCAUCAAGGAGUCUCGUCACUUCCAGAUCGAGUACGACGAGGACGGCAACUGCUCUCUGACCAUUUCGGAGGUCUGCGGGGACGACGACGCCAAAUACACCUGCAAAGCGAUCAACAGCCAGGGGGAGGACACCUGCACCGCCGAGCUGCUCGUCGAGGUGAUGGCCGCCGAGGAGGAAGAGGAAGAGGAGGAGGAAGAAGAAGAGGAGGAGGAAGAAGAAGAGGAGGAGGAAGAAGAGGAGUGAACGGGGGCUCCGUACCGGACACAUUUCCAGCCGUACACCAUAAGGGACGUUUCCCGGUGGGACUCCGGAGAGACGCUUAUUCGGAGGAUUUGGGCCGAUAACUUAGUGUUUUUGUCACCAUUUGGAGAUUAUAUUUUCAGCCCGAUUUUAAUGAGACUUUUUCUCACAACCGGUUUGCAAUUCACCAAAUUACCAGCCGCGGCCCCCCGGGACCCCACUCUGGUCUGCCUGCGAUCCUGGACCGGAACAGGAUCCUCCCGACCCGGGGGACACGGAAGGGGGGGGGGGUGAAGUAUUUCCGAAUCAUUUCACAUAGGGGUUACCCUGAAUAAGUAUAAAGUAUAAAGCACAACUGAGUAUGA
Molecule: messenger RNA, 6539 nt
Organism: Spea bombifrons (plains spadefoot toad)
Lineage: Eukaryota; Metazoa; Chordata; Amphibia; Anura; Pelobatidae
Gene: MYLK
Product: myosin light chain kinase
Exons: 30
Coding region: 1-6177 (2058 amino acids)
Biological process (GO): protein phosphorylation
Molecular function (GO): protein binding; protein kinase activity; ATP binding
Source: RefSeq, a predicted model, not a curated record